UGCGCCCAUGCACUCUCUCCUGCGCUCACACAGACGCGCGCGCAUGCACGCGGAUAGGAGGGAAGAGGAGAGCAGAGAGUGGGCUCUCCGCAAGCCACGCAGAGAAGCUUUGCCCCGGUUAGGAUGGCUGCGGGCUGACAGAGCCAGGAAAUUAGAGGAGGUCGGAUAAAUAAGGAAAAGAAGAAGAAAAAAAAAACAACUCAAAGUGUUGAAUCGUUUUCUGUGUUCUGAAGCUGUCGCGCGCGUUGCGCGCUAUACAGGAUAACCAGAAUGGCUUCCUGGAAUAACGUCUACUCUUAGGAUAACUACCCAGAAGUUGGCAUCCAUUUGAAAAGCAGAUCAGCAUCUGGAAAAUUCCAUAAUGUAAAUAAAUCUUGGCCUUUUUUUUCGGACUCCUGGCUUUGGACCAUGAACCUUAGAGAAUCCCCUUGGAAGUUAAUUUCCUUAGUUUGGAUUUAAAUCAUUUUUUCUGGACCACUGCAGCAGUGGCUGUUGGAGGCUGCUGGCUCGGCAGGGGUGGGAGGACCUUGCAGCCUUGGAAUAAAGGGAUACAGUUAGAAAGCUCAACACCACCAUGAGGAUACCCACCACCUCUUGCCUCUGUCCCUUCUUGGUUUGCCUCUGUUUCAUUCAGAGGUGCUCUGGAGCAGGCCACCACAUCCCUACAAAAGUGCCCUCCAAGAACCAGACCAAACUGGCCAAUGGGGAGACAGAGGUGCACCACAGACCCAAGCGAGGCUGGAUUUGGAACCAAUUCUUUGUUUUAGAAGAACACAUAGGACCAGAUGCACAGUAUGUAGGAAAGCUUCACUCCAACUCAGAUAAAGGUGACGGAUCCGUCAGGUAUAUUCUGAGUGGAGAGGGAGCAGGGUCUAUAUUUAUCAUCGACGAGGUGACGGGUGAUAUUCAUGCAACCAAGAGCUUGGAUCGGGAGAGGAAAGCACAUUAUGUCCUGCAUGCACAAGCCUUGGACCGCAACACGGAAGAGGCCCUGGAACCAAUGUCGGAAUUCAUAAUCAAAGUGCAAGACAUCAACGACAAUGCACCUCAAUUUCCAGAUGGACCCUUUGUAGCUGAGGUGCCCGAGAUGUCUGAAGUGGGUACCUCCGUGUUGCAAGUCACAGCGACAGAUGCUGACGACCCCACCUAUGGAAACAGUGCAAGGAUAGUCUACAGUAUUUUACAAGGACAACCGUAUUUCUCUGUGGACCCCAAAACAGGAAUCAUCAGAACUGCCUUAGCAGACAUGGACCGAGAAGCCAGAGAACACUACACUGUUGUGAUUCAAGCCAAAGACAUGGCAGGCCAAGUUGGAGGGCUCUCUGGCUCCACCACCAUCAAUGUCACCCUUACAGAUGUCAAUGACAACCCGCCUAAGUUUCCCCAAAAAAAUUACCAGCUGUACGUCCCCGAAUCUGCUCAAGUUGGGAAACCAGUAGGGAAGAUCAAAGCCAAUGAUGAUGACCUCGGCGUUAAUGCAGACAUUAAGUACAGCAUCAUCAACUCAGAGGGGGCCAAUAUGUUCUCCAUAUCCACGGAUAAAGACACAAAAGAGGGAAUCAUCAGUCUGAAAAAGCCUCUGAACUAUGAAAGAAAGAAGACCUACACGCUACACAUUGAAGGAAUGAAUACACAUGUGGACCCACGGUUUUCCUACCUUGGAGCUUUCAAAGACACUGCUACCCUUAAGAUUACAGUUGGGGAUGUGGACGAAGCCCCCGUGUUUUCUAUGGAUUAUUAUAUUUUGGAUGUUUAUGAGAACUCCCCAAGUGGCACAGAAGUGGGCUCCGUGACAGCUCGAGAUCCUGACAGCAGAGGCAGUCCUGUGAGAUAUUAUCUGGACAGCAAAGAGGAUGGUGUGCGAUACUUCCGUAUCGAUGAAAGCAGUGGGGUCAUACGUACAACACAACCUCUGGAUAGAGAAGCUAUACCGUGGCACAAUAUCACAGUAAUGGCCUCGGAGGUUGACAACCCCAGUCUGCUCAGGCACGUUUCUGUCACCGUGCAGGUGCUGGACAUGAACGACAAUCCACCAGAAAUAGCCACCAACAAGGAAGUGAUUGUGUGCGAAAGCUCAAAGCCCGGCCAGGAGAUCCAGACCAUCACAGCUGUGGAUAAGGAUGACUUUGCUAAUGGACAGAGGUUCUAUUUUGCUUUGCCAGACCAACUUCCACUUAAUCCUAACUUUACCCUGAAGGAUAAUGAAGACAGCUCAGCUAGCAUCAUUUCAAGACGGAGGCGGUUUAAUCAUCUGACCCAGGAGUUCUAUGAGCUUCCAAUCGUGGUGUGGGACGGUGGGGAGCCAUCGCUGAGUGGCACCAGUACCUUGACCCUGCGGGUGUGCCCUUGCCAGCGCUAUGGCAAGAUCAGGAUCUGCCAAGGAGAGGCGCCGCUACCCUACGCGGGUCUCAGCACGGGGGCUCUUAUUGCCAUCCUGCUGUGCAUCGUCAUCUUGCUUGCAAUCGUAGUUCUCUUUGUGACACUGAAGCGCAGCAAGAAGGAACCCCUUAUCAUUGCAGAAGAGGAUAUUAGGGAGAAUGUGGUGACCUAUGAUGAUGAGGGUGGAGGAGAGGAGGAUACCGAAGCCUUUGACAUCAUUGCUUUGAGAAAUCCAGAAGCUGCCGAGGAGCUCAAGUUUCGACGGGACAUUCGCCCAGAUGCAAGGAAUCAUUGUGGCAUUCCCCACGUCCGCAGGAGCCCAUCAGUUGAGCUGGACGAGGUGGAUGUGCAUGAAUUUAUCAAGCAGAGACUAGUGGAGGCCGACAUGGACACCAGCGUGCCACCCUAUGAUUCCCUCCAGACCUAUGCUUAUGAGGGGCAGGGCUCAUCAACAGGAUCCAUAAGUCCAUUGGACUCUGCCGGUGCACAGUCCGAGCAGGAAUAUACCUACCUGGAAGACUGGGGACCUGAGUUCCAGAGACUAGCAGAACUCUAUGAAGAGGCAGAGUCUGAUGUGACCACUUAGUCUGUGAUUUCACUCUUCUUCAAACCAAAUCUGUUUCAGUCCCUUUCUUUUCAGAUUUCAAAGAAUAAAAUGAACACAGACAGUCUCAGUGAUCCUCAACUCUUAUUGGUGAACUAAGGCGACUGCUUUCUUUUUGUUUGUCAGUUUGUUUGUUUGUUUGUUUUCAUUUUGUCACACUGAAUCAUGGUUUAUUUGUCUGGAAUUGUCAAAUUUUAAAACUGAGAGAAGAUAAAAUAUGAGGAAAAAGGAAAAUUUGGAUAUUUUCCUUGGUGUAUAUUUUUUAUUGCUCAAUAAA
This is a messenger RNA of Cyprinodon variegatus (sheepshead minnow), 3260 nucleotides long. It is a transcript of the gene cdh18, whose product is annotated as cadherin 18, type 2. The record is from RefSeq and is a predicted model, not a curated record. The transcript has 12 exons. The coding region runs from base 575 to 2965 and encodes 796 amino acids. Gene Ontology annotation, molecular function: calcium ion binding; cadherin binding. Gene Ontology annotation, biological process: calcium-dependent cell-cell adhesion; adherens junction organization; homophilic cell-cell adhesion. Gene Ontology annotation, cellular component: plasma membrane; adherens junction; catenin complex. NCBI's taxonomy places the organism in Eukaryota, Metazoa, Chordata, Actinopteri, Cyprinodontiformes, Cyprinodontidae.